This is a messenger RNA of Ochotona princeps (American pika), 1852 nucleotides long. It is a transcript of the gene CFLAR, whose product is annotated as CASP8 and FADD like apoptosis regulator. The coding region runs from base 327 to 1850 and encodes 507 amino acids. Lineage: Eukaryota; Metazoa; Chordata; Mammalia; Lagomorpha; Ochotonidae. Gene Ontology annotation, biological process: proteolysis; negative regulation of extrinsic apoptotic signaling pathway via death domain receptors. Gene Ontology annotation, molecular function: cysteine-type endopeptidase activity; protein binding. The transcript is spliced from 11 exons. The record is from RefSeq and is a predicted model, not a curated record.
AAUAAAAAAAAAUCCCAAGAAAACGCUGAAAAGUAGAUAAAAGCUUUUGUCUUCGCCCUUGGGCACUAAGCCCUUGACUGGCUUGGAUCGGCACCACCCAGCCAGUCAACGGUUUGUCAACAGGAAGCUGGGGCGGCAGCCUUGCUGACAGAGCCAGCGCCCAGCAGGGACUCCGGGGCCGAAGCAGAGGGAGAGAGAAGUUGAUGAAUGGACUUCUCUUUCAUCUCCUAGGUCACUCCUCAAAUGCCCCAGAGGGCUGGGAAGUCAGGCCAGGUCUCCCAGAACUCUACAGCAAAGUUUUUGAGACAUGAAGAGGAUCCUCAGCAAUGAUAACUACAGCCUCUUGGCCUCCUGCUGAUGGCACGAGGGCUUGGACCUUGUGGCUCCUUGCGAUGACUCUGCACGAGAUGUCUGCCCAAGUCAUCCAUCAAGUUGAAGAGGCACUGGAUGAAGACGAGAAGGAGACACUGUUUUUCCUGUGCCGGGAUGUGACCGCUGACGUGGUUGCACCCAAUGUCAGGGACCUUCUGGAUGUUUUAAGCAAGCAAGGCAAGCUGUCUGUUGGGGACCUGGCGGAGUUGCUGUACAGAGUGAAGCGUUUUGACCUGCUCCAGCAGAUCCUGAAGAUGGACAAAGCAGCUGUGGAGGCGCACCUGUUCAGGCACCCUCACCUUGUGUCAGACUACAGGGUACUAAUGACAGAGAUUGAUGAAAAUUUGAUAAAAUCCGAUGUGUCUUCAUUGAUAUUCCUUAUGAGAGAUUACAUAGGCCGAGGCAAGAUAACCAAAGAUAAGAGUUUCCUGGAUCUUGUGAUUGAGAUGGAGAAACUAAAGCUGGUUGCUCCAGAUCAACUGGAUUUAUUAGAAAAAUGCCUAGAGACCAUCCACAGAAUAGACUUGAAGACAAAAAUCCAGAAAUACAAGCAAUCUGACCUCUUUUCUGCUUGUCCAGCUCAAGGAGUGGGAGCAAAUUAUACCAAUGGUGUCCACGCCUCUCUCCUGAACUUGACUCUCAAAGAUCCUUCAUGUAACUUAAGGCUACAGAAUGGAAGAAAUAAAGACCAAAGGCUUGUGGAGCAACUUGGCAUUCAAAGAGGGCCGGUGAAGACGUCUGUUCAGGAAUCAGGAGCCUCGGUGCCUCAGCACCUAACAGAAGAGAGAUACAGGAUGCGGAGCAAGCCCCUGGGAAUCUGCCUGAUAAUUGAUUGCAUUGGCACUAACAUAGAGGGUCUUCAUAAAACCUUCACCUCUCUGGGCUUUAAAGUGCAGCCCUUCUUGUACCUCCGUGAGAGUGACAUCAUCAGCGAACUUCACAAAGCUGCCAGGGAACCCAAGCAUCAAGACUACGACAGCUUUGCGUGUGUCCUAGUGAGCCGAGGAAGUGCCCAGAGCGUAUUCGGUGUGGACAAGAUUGAGUCGGGCUUCCCCUUGCACCACAUCCGGAGGAUGUUCAUGGGGGACUUGUGCCCUUAUCUCGUAGGGAAACCCAAGCUUUUCUUCCUCCAGAACUAUGUGGUGUCAGAGAGUCUGCUGGAGGUGGAUGGACCAGCAGUGAAAACUUCCGAGCCCAAGAUGCCUCAGGUGGGACCCUCCACCAUUCACUGUGAAGCCGACUUCUUCUGGAGCCUGUGCACGGCGGAUGUGUCCCUGCUGGAGCAGGUCCCCAGCUCACCUUCCCUAUACUUGCAGUUCCUCUCCCAGAAGUUGGGACAAGAAAGAAAACGCCCACUCCUGGACCUCCAUGUUGAACUCUACAGCAAAGUGUGUGAUUGGAACAGUCAAGUUCCUGCUAAGAAGAAGUACCAUGUCUUGCUGCAGCAUACUCUGCGAAAACAACUCAUCCUGUCUUAACC